AUGACACCACUUGAGGCCUUGUAUGGGCAGAGGUGUAGGACUCUUUCGUGCUGGAAUGAGAAAGAAGAGGCUACUCUGUGUGCACCAGAUAUGAUUCAGAAGCAGAAUGAACAGAUCAAGAUGAUCAGGGAAAAGAUGAAGGCUGCACAGGAUAGGCAGAAGAGUUACUAUGAUAAGAGGAGGAAGCAUUUGGAGUUCCAGGUGGGUGACCAUGUGUUUUUUAGGGUCUUACCUGUGAUUGAAGUUAGGAGAGCUCUGAAAUUUCAAAAGCUAUCUCCUAAGUUCAUUGAGCCGUUCAAAGUACUGAGUAGAAUUGGUCCUGUUGUGUACCGGAUAAUGUUGCCUCCGAAUCUCUCAAACCUACAUCCGGUGUUCCAUGUGUCACAGCUUAGGAAGUAUGUGCCAGAUCCUUACCACGUGAUUGACCUUGACCUGGUUCAAGUGAAAGAAGACUUAUCCUAUAAUGUGUACCUGGUGAGGAUUACGGAUCACCGUAUUAAGCAAUUGAGGGGCAAGGAGAUCUCAUUGGUGAAGGUAAUAUGGAGCUCAAGUGAUGAGGGAGAUGCAAUAUGGGAAACGGAGAGUAGAAUGAGAGAGUUGUAUCUGGAGUUGUUUAUGUAA
Abrus precatorius (Indian licorice) is the source of this 621-nucleotide messenger RNA. RefSeq lists its product as uncharacterized. Lineage: Eukaryota; Viridiplantae; Streptophyta; Magnoliopsida; Fabales; Fabaceae. The coding region runs from base 1 to 621 and encodes 206 amino acids. The record is from RefSeq and is a predicted model, not a curated record. The transcript has a single exon.